Molecule: messenger RNA, 2763 nt
Organism: Strigops habroptila (Kakapo)
Lineage: Eukaryota; Metazoa; Chordata; Aves; Psittaciformes; Psittacidae
Gene: SMIM32
Product: small integral membrane protein 32
Exons: 2
Coding region: 786-1106 (106 amino acids)
Source: RefSeq, a predicted model, not a curated record
CCGCUGCCUGCAGUAGCUCAUCAUAAGCAGCUUUAGUGGUUGCUUGGAUCAGCACCCUGGGACUGCAGAAGAGCAGUAGAAAGGAAUGCCUGGAAAGAUCAAGCAGGAAGCUCAGCUGCUUUAACAUUGGCUCCACAGCUCGCCGUUAACUGGGAUUAAAGAAAGUCAACUAAUGCUUCACAGCACCGGGAUUUCAACAGCACAGAGCCUCCUGAGGCAGAGAACCGCGACGGCAAAUCCAGCAGGAUCUCAAAGCAGCAGCUGCCUCUCCCCACGGAUGCCAUUUAACCCUGGAUUUGUGAGCAUCCCACUUUGCAAAAUCAGCUGGAAAUCCAUUGUGCCUUCUCUUGAUGGACGGUGAGUGCUGCCAGCCAAAGCCUGGGCUCCACACUGCCCAGCUGCCACCACCAGGGCUGGGAUAGGGAGAGCCUUUUCCCAUGCAAGGGGCUCCCGGCAGAUUCCCGGAGCUCCCAGCCCAUCCCGGCUGACCAGCAGAUGAUCCAGAGUGUUUCCCUACGAGAGGUGUGCUGGGGGAACGAAGGCCAGGACACGAGGUACCUGUAUCAUUUUGUGAUUCAUAUUUGUGGGUGAAUGCUGUAAAUAUGAGCCAAGAAGAUUUAAAAGAGAGUCCCUGAGCCACGCAAGUGAAUUCAUUUGCUUUUAGACAAAAUGCGGCUGGUUUUCAGCCUUUUACAAGCAGGAACAUUAUUUCUUUCCUAUGCCAAAGACUGACUGCAUUUGCUCUCCUGCUUUACUUCUACCGUGGAGGAUAUUUAAGCAAGAACAUGUAUAGUGAAUUGCUAAAUUCAACCAGUGCCACUGAAGCUCACCUCAUCAUUCAGACCAACACGCCCUACCUGAGCAGCACACCGAGACCCGUGAGCUCCUCAGCUUUCUACAUGUCCACAGCCCGGGUGUUAAAAGAAGGGGAAAUAAAUAAGCCAGACCUGGUGACUUACAUCAUCCUGUUUUUCUUUCUGUUCUUGACUGUGACAUUCAUUGUGCUCUUCAUUAACUGCCAGCUGAAAAACUCUUUCUUUGCUACUCUUCCUUACGACAGAUCGCUCAGAGAAGCCAAGAGCCCGUGGAGGACACAAGCUGUCUGACACUAGAGAGCAACGAUGGGUUACAACAGUAGCAGGCACCAGAACCCCCGCGCAAUAAGGCAUUAUCUCCAUGUGUUGCUGAAUGGAUGUGACCCUCUUUAGAGUAAUAGGCGGCAUCGCAGGAAAAGAUUGCCGAGAAAUAUCCUGUGUGCAAAUGGGAAUAGCUGUAAAUAAAAAGCUCUGUUAUGAACUCGAUAGAAUGCUUUAGCUAAUUUACACAGUUUUGUGCUACAAAAUCGCCCCGUGAUUCCAGAUUAAGCUCUAUAUGUAUGCAAAUGUCAUCAUCCACCCAUUCAGUGUCCAUACAAGGAUAUUUGCAUUAACAACCAUCUCUGAUUUGGGCAUCUGGUGGAGCUUGUUACCCGUGUUUAUGAAACCAUAGCAUCAAAUGUAAAAAACCCACAGUAUAUUUACCUAACGGUUCCACGCUGAGGGUAUGAGUUUACUUUCCAGACCCAUUUCUCUCCACUGCUGCUGUAAUGCAGUGGGAGUCCUGCCAGGCAGGAGGAGGGAAGGAAAAAUAUUUAUUUAGACUUUUGAUUGUGAUUCUGUUAAGAUUGGGGGUUUUAAUGUUUUACUGCAUCAUCGAUCAGGUUUGAAGUUACCAGUUAUGUGAACCACUAAAUACUUGAAGGAAUUUUGCCUUCAACUUUCUUUAGCUACAAAGGAAAUUGUUUGCCAGGGCAUGAAACCAAAAUAAUCAGGAUGGGGAGAAGGAAGGAGAGAAAAUAAAUAUCAUUAAUAGUAUGCAAACUAAUGAAAGAGGAGAGCAGAGUGCUCCGAGUUCUGUACAAAGCAGGUAACUUCUGCAAGCCAUAAACCACAGUUCUACAGGAAUAGUUGCUUUAAUGCACAAUACCCCCACUCCUUGCUCUUUAUAUAAACCUAGCAUGAUUAGAAGCAUGCUUUAUCAAUACAGUAACAGCUUGAUUCAACACUGAUUGCCAGAAAACCCCACUAUUUCAUAUUACUAGCUAUCCCACUUUGUCUAAAAGCUUCUGCUUAACCUUGUUAGCUGACAUGCUAUUCUACAGAUGCUGAUUUCUAGCAAUCUUGCAGUUACAGCGCAUUUCCCACUUGUAUUUCCCCAGAAAUGGCGGGCAAAGGGCUUUUCUUUUAAGCCCAGUGGCUCAACAUGCAACCAAAUUGCAGCUCUCCCGAAAUCCAGAGUCCUACACUCUAUUUUUGCUAGCGGAUCAUCUAUCACAGGAAUGGGGUUCGAGUUGUGUCAGCCGCUGUGCCCCUAAAUCUGUUCUUAACAUGCAAAGUACAGCAGACGUGCUGUGUGUAUAUAUGUACAUAACUGAUUUAACCUAAAUGAGAUUUUACAAUGCAAUUACACCAUACUUGCACUCGAGCACACAGACAAAAUGCAUAUGUACAGGAGCCUGUUUGCAAGCUUUUUUUACACUGAAAUGGCACAGUUGAUAACACUUCCAUGUCAUUGUCUUGGUUACCAUGUUUUAUUCUGCUCAAGUGAGUUAAACUACUCAACAACAGGCUGAAAUAUUUUAUUCCUUGAUAGGUGGCCAAUUUUGAUCUCCUCUGAACCAAAUUUAAGCGGUGUGAUUCCAAGCAAUUACUCUAAUGUAGAAAGCGAGAAUAAAUUCAAGUGUGUUUCUCUCAGCCCUUUUUGAAUAAAUCAAGUUUUAUCAAA